AUGAGUAUCUUGGAUGGAGUUCCCCUGUUCUUGGCCAAGGCGGGCGCUGCUACGCCACCGUCACUAAACGCGCCUCUGCUCUGUCUGUUUUUCUCCAGCCAGUGGUGCCCUGACUGUGUGAGGUUCGUGCCGUCGCUAGUGGAAGCGUUCAAGGGGUUCAAGCCAGGUCAGGCCGACAUCGUCUUCAUUAGCUCGGACAGGAGCGAGGAACUCCAGCGCCGUUACAUGGAGGAGGUUCUCCACGCGGAUUGGCCGGCCGUGACCUUCGACGGCGAACACCGGGCUGAUCUCAAAAGGCGUUUCGGGGCGUGUGCUGGAUCAGAGGUGACGGCCUUGGGCAUGUCUCCCUCCGAUCGAAAGGGAGGCAUCCCUACGCUCGCCGUGUUCCGCGCGUCGGACGGGGUUCUCCUGACCAUGAACGGCGUGGACGACGUAAAUCAAGCGGGGGCUGGCGCGGUUGACCGCUGGGAAGCAGCGGCAAACAGAUGAAUUACAUGUUCGCGUGCGGUUUAUCGUUUCCCUUGUGAGCUUGAUCACCGUUAGGGUUUUCAAACGUAGCGACGAGGACUCCGCUUCGAAGUGGCAAAAGUUGCGCUCAAGUGAAAGAUUGGUGCUCCGGCAGCAGCGUCGGUGGUGCUGCUGCUGCUGAAGGUUUCUAUAGUUGGUGCAGAGCAACGUCACAGGCUUGUACAGUAGGAGCUCGUUCGCAAAGGGUGUUUUUCAACGGCCUUCUUGCCAUGGGCUUAAACAUUCUUCGCUCAAGCAAUCACGUGCCACUUCAACAAGGUGAUUGACAACGACAACCUGUUUAUUUGUCGAUGUUGCGCUACACUUUUUCUCCUUGAGGUGUCUAUGGGUUUGACCGGUGCGGAAUCGAUCGGAAAGAACCGUCCGCAUCCACUUUCACGCAAACUUCGGGCCC
This is a messenger RNA of Ectocarpus siliculosus, 922 nucleotides long. The record is from the annotation of a GenBank genome assembly. Lineage: Eukaryota; Phaeophyceae; Ectocarpales; Ectocarpaceae.